Molecule: messenger RNA, 978 nt
Organism: Cyprinus carpio (common carp)
Lineage: Eukaryota; Metazoa; Chordata; Actinopteri; Cypriniformes; Cyprinidae
Product: sushi, nidogen and EGF-like domain-containing protein 1
Exons: 5
Coding region: 120-854 (244 amino acids)
Biological process (GO): cell-matrix adhesion
Source: RefSeq, a predicted model, not a curated record
GUUUAUAGACCAUUUAUAUCUUUUUUUUUCUAUUGAAACUUAAUGUUUUACUGGACUUUUCCUAGGAAUCCUCCUUCCAAGUUGUUCUAGUUAUCUUCAGAACUCUUUCCUUUGUCAUAAUGAACUACGGAAAUAUCUCCUCAACUGAUCAAAGUUUUCAGGCUGGUUAUGACACAAUAAACUCAACAAGAUAUUUUUCAAUCCCUGUGACUGAUGAAAAUAAGCUAUUUAACUCCAGUAAUGUCAAUGUGCCGGGACGCUGGGUAUUUCGUGUUGAUGGUGGACCUGAGGAGGGGAUAUUCUACCCAUAUGGAGGUGUAGAGGAUGGGAUAAGCCCCCAGUCGGAUGAUGGAAGUUCUCCACUGAUUCCCCUUCUGCAACCAUUUGUGUACUUUGGACGUGAAUAUGACAAAAUAUUUGUAAAUAAUAAUGGAGACCUGACCUUUGAUAAGCCACUUUAUCAGUGGUAUCCCUAUUAUUUUCCUGCAUACUCAUCUAUAGACAUCAUCGCUCCACUGUGGACAGACAUUUAUAAUUAUGAGAAAGGAACCAUCUCUUACAGACAAGUAACAGAUGCUCGUCUCUUGAAUCGUGCUUCAAGAGAAAUAAACAAAUAUUUUCCCAGCUUGAACUUCUCUGCCUCUUGGGUUUUUAUUGCUACAUGGGAUAAAGUACCAUAUUUUGGAAACAGUAAGGCAGAAUCAACCUUCCAAGUGGUUUUGGUGUCUGGCAAAAACAUGUCAUUUGCACUCAUGCAUUAUGAUUAUAUCACUUUCACCCAAAGUGUUGAGGUUAAGCAAUGUGAAAAAAAAAUGUGUCAAAAAUAUUGUGUUACCCCAGUUUAUGAUCUUUAGCAGUGUUUUUGGAUUUAAUGGGAUUUUUGUGUGUGUGUGUGUGUGUGUGUGUGUGUGUUUUCUUUUUCUCUAACAGUCUGGCUUUGACACGAUUAAUUCUACUAAUUUCUUUUCAAUUCCUGUU